Messenger RNA from Coniophora puteana RWD-64-598 SS2, 3321 nucleotides. RefSeq lists its product as uncharacterized. The coding region runs from base 1 to 3321 and encodes 1106 amino acids. The record is from RefSeq and is a predicted model, not a curated record. The transcript has 19 exons. Lineage: Eukaryota; Fungi; Basidiomycota; Agaricomycetes; Boletales; Coniophoraceae.
AUGGCGAAGCAAAAAAGCGGCCGCCCUGACUGGUUCUCGGUGGAUACUGACUCAGAUGCAAGCUCAGAGGAAGAGCCUACCUCGUCUGGCAUCACAGACGACAAGUCUUCGUCUUCCAGACCUGUUGAGGACUUGUCUUCCAAGUGUCAGCACCUGGAGCUAGACAAAGAAAAGCCAGACAGGGACAUUACUGGGUCCAGCAAACCUCCUGACCACGAUAGCUACGACAGUUUCAUGGACCAGAGCACCGAACAAGUGGAUAUGGACCAAGGGGCCACGGAUGUCGGUGAUGCAAGCAUGAAUAAGUCGCACGGCAUGUUUGAUAGUGACAAUCCACUAGGGUCGUGGACGAAGAACUACCGGUCUAAGUUCUUAGAUGAACUUCUAGCCUUCGAAGCGCCCGACACCCUCGAGAACUUGACAGUCUGCCGUCACUGCCACAAGAACCUGCCGACUAUACGCUGUGAAGACUGCUACAGCAGCACGCUCCGCUGUGAGGACUGUGCGAGAGAGUAUCAUUCCAAUCAACCAUUCCAUUGUAUUCAGAAAUGGAACGGUCGUUUCUUCGAACGUUCUUCUCUGGCCGCCAUCGGAUUCAAACUCCAACUAGGCCAUGAGGAUGCAUCGUUUUGCUGGCAUCGCAGCGAGAAAGCAUUCACCGUCCUCGAUCUCCGAGGUAGUCGAUACCGACCGUUCAUGCUUAUGGCUCGCGAAUGGAAUCACCUCAAGAUGUUGAAGCACGGGGCUCGCGGACAUGAUUCAAGUGGCAUUGCGGGUACUAAGGAUGGCGAACUGGCGGUGCUCUGCCCCGCCUGUCCUCAUCCGGGCAAGAACCUGCCGGACGACUGGAUGUCCUGCCCACCAGAAAAGCGGUAUCCCUUUUUAUUUCUAAUGAGCCCUUUGGCCCCUGUCUCAUCGAUCUUAGGGACGUCUCCUCUGCUGAAGUCGACCCGAGCUUAUCGCACGGUUGGGCAUACAUGGUCGACUAACAAUGUUCGUCAGGAGAAAAGCACUUGUGUUAGCCACAAUGCGGUGAAUAUGGCCGAUACGAAGUCAUCAAAGGGCCUUGCAUCAACUGGCAUAGGAACAGUUGAUUGCGUGCGACACAACAUGAAGCGUCCUCGGAGUGUAGGUCAUCUUCAAAAGGGAGAAAGAUACGUUAACAUGGACUUUUUAUUUGUUUUGAGUGUCGCCGACUCAGAGGUGGUCAAGAUCGUGGUAUCCUAUGACAUCGCCUGCCAGUGGAGUUUGAACCUCGCAGAACGCAUCAAGAAAUAUCCCCAUACGUGUUACGUGGCGGAAUCAAUCUUGGGCAAGUGUCUCGUCUUUCUGGUGCCGAAGUUCCACCUCCCAGCGCACAUCGAGAAAUGUCAAAUCAACUUCUCGUUCAACCUUAUGCCGCUGGUGGCUCGGACGGACGGCGAGGCUCCAGAGCAAGGUUGGUCUGACAUGGACCCGCUAGCCAACAGCGCCAAAGAGCAAGGACCAGGCACUCAGAUAGACACGUUCAACAGUCACUUCGGUGACUAUAACUGGAAGAAAGUCUAUGGAAUGGCUGUGGCACUGAUGUCAAAGAUGGACAGGGUCCGGCCCGAGCGACUUGAGCAUCACCGAUAUAUUCAAGAUAUGGAGAAGAUGGCUUGCGCAACAUUCCCCGGGCGCCUAGCAGAGUGGAAAGCUGAUAUGGCGGCAUGGGAGGAAGACCACUCUCAGUCCAACCCCUUCCAGCCCCGAGAGCGCAAGAUCACAAUGCCAAAGACGAAGCUGAGACUCGCUCAGGCUGAGGCGCAGUCCAUCAGCUCCGGCACGAUUAUGGGAAAUCAUGGUGACAUCUCUCACAGCGAGUUUAUCUUGGAAGGGAUGGACUUGGAGACGUGGAUGCGCAAGUUGACCGCCGAUAAAAAAUCACUGAACGCUCAUUCGACGGACCAUGAGAAGUCAAAACUCCAGCAGCGCAGGCUCAUCAAGUAUGCAGCCGUUCAAGGUUCGUAUAUGCCCUUUGUGGCAUGCAUGCGUGAGCAGGCCAGCCUUCAGAGCUCAGAGGACGGUAAUACUGGCCCCCUAUCAUUUACCCUAUGGCUUCCCAGCGCUCUGCCGCCCACUAUGACAUGCGACACCCUCCUACUACAGUGCGAGUGGGAUCUGCGAUACACUCAAGCUCACGACACGCUUGAGGAACUUCGCGACGCGCUGCGGCUGCAAAAGUACAUGCUGAGCUUCAAGGACUGCUUCCUAUGCGGUCAAGGCGCGAGUACCCGUGCUCGCGAAUCCCUCAAGGUGGUUGAUGGAGACAUCCUCGCAUCCACCACCACAUACCGCGUCGCAUGGUCAGCUUUACACUCGCUAGCCCUGAGGCUUUCAAAAUCUGGAUGGGAAGAGGAGCUCCGUGAACUUCGUCAAAGGGAUAUUUGUGCGAUGGGUGAUCUCUUACAAGGUCAAACACAAGGAACUACUUCGACAUCAUGGAUAUGGAUUAAUCCAUCAGUCGCGGAUGGGAAAGAUAAAGGACUCCAAGAUUCCCUUCGGAUUGAAUGGUGCAAGUCCCACGUGCGAGCUAACAGGUGGAAUGAAGAGUUUAUCCUCCUUAAAGAAGAGAUGAGACACGUACUUCAAUUUCUACAGUGGCAGGCCGAUUGGUGGCUGGACAAGAGUGUGUUGUCUACGGAUGAGUCCGUGGCGGAGGGGGGUGUAAGUAAAAGAACGGCAGCACUAGAGGUAUUGAUCACUCACCAGAGCUGGGGACAGGAAAGGGGACACUGUUGUUUGAUCAUUCAUGGGAUGUGGGGCCAACAUGAUCAAUCAACGCAACGAGGAAUGGAGAAAGAGAGCAAACGGAAUGAUCAACAAACGGGAGAGGUGAUGGUGUCGGCGGGGCCAGCAAGGGAUCAAUCAAGCAGGAUGACUGAUCAAUACGGGACGGUACAAGGAGCUGGUGGGACUGGCCACACGAGUGAUCAAUCAGUCACCUCAGAAGGGGAGACCGAUCAAAUGUGGGCGGACAGAACAAUCACGUGGGCAAUCAGCGGUGCGAAGAUGCCGGCGGCGGGACCUGGCGGGACAGGGCAACUACGUUACAGUGGACAGACGGGCAGACAAGCUAUAGUUACUGACACUGGUGCCAUCAUCGUGUUUGCCCUCUACAGCCGACGGGUUCCUUACAUUGGCACUGGCGAUGAAGCUCAAGGACGACAAGGUGCGCAAGCAGCGCAUGAAGAUGGAGGCACAGGCAAAGCGCCAGACGCAGCUCCGCCCUUCGCAGAGCAUGGCACCGGCAGCGUGCAGACGUCCAAGAUCUCUCUUCCUGCCCUUCCCCAAAAUUAA